AUGUCGUCUUCAGUGCCAAAUUCGAGUGAUGGCUUCUUCGAGGCUCAUGCGCUACAUCCAGUUGACACAAGUAGAGCUAAAGAUGGUGUCUGGUUAGUGAAAGUCCCCAAUUAUCUAUGUGACCUGUGGAUGAAAGGAAAUACCGAAAAAGUUGUCGGGGAAGUUGUGAUAACUGCUACCGACCCAAAUUCUAACAACAAGGACCAAUCGAAUGUUUGUUUGGUAACUGACGAUGCUUUGAUUGCCGAAGCCGGGGAAAACAGUGAUUUCAUUCCUAAGAAACACAAAUUUCUUGUUCAAAUGCUGUCAUCUGAACAUCCUUCGGACAAGAAGAGUUCUCCUGGAAAUGUGUCGGCUAUGGUAGGACAAGAGCUCGUUGUUCUCUGUGAAGAAGAUAUUCCCCAAGUUUCUAAUGACCCUAGUUCCUCGUUGGCCAUUUCGUCGCAAAGAAAUCGAUCCAGCAGACGCUAUUCAUUCUUUGGGCGCGUUAACAGUCGUGCUGAAUGUCGUCCUCCCGAUAAUCUUAGAUACAUGAAGCUUAAGGCUGAGCAGCUUAAAGCGAAGAAUCGUGCCAAACACAAUAUUUGUAUCUUGGAGAAGCCAGUGCAGACUAAUCUACCUGUUUCGAAACCGGUAUUUGAAGUGCAGCUCGAGAAUCGCAAAAAGACCGAGGGCAAGAAUUUGCGUCGUGAACGUGAAGAUGUGCUACAGGAUCUUUUCAAGGCUUUCGAAAGGCAUCAGUAUUAUACCUUCAAGGACUUGGUCAAUCUCACUAAACAGCCCGCUAACUACUUACAAGAAAUCCUGAAGGAAAUUGGAGUUUUCAACUCGCGUCCUCCUCACCAAAAUAUGUGGGAAUUAAAACCAGAGUAUCGCCAUUAUAAAGAGGCUUCAAAAGACUGA
Messenger RNA from Rodentolepis nana, 903 nucleotides. The record is from the annotation of a GenBank genome assembly. Lineage: Eukaryota; Metazoa; Platyhelminthes; Cestoda; Cyclophyllidea; Hymenolepididae.